AUGGGUAAACGCAAGCAGGACCUUGGCGAUGUGCCCAUGGGUGGCACCGAGCCCCAGGAUGAUGAUUCUGACGACGACGUUGACAUGGUCAAUGUCGACUUCGAAUGGUUUGACCCGCAACCCGCCGUAGAUUUCCACGGCAUCAAGAACCUGCUCCGCCAAUUAUUCGACAACGAUGCUCAGAUCUUCGAUAUGUCCGCCUUGUCGGACCUCAUUUUGUCACAGCCGACGCUCGGCUCGACCGUGAAGGUGGACGGGAACGAGUCGGAUCCGUAUGCGUUCCUGUCGGUCCUGAACCUGCAGGAGCACAAGGACAAGCCCGUCAUCCAGGACCUCAUCAAGUACCUCCAGGGCAAGGCUUCAUCCAACCCUUCCCUCGCCGCUCUCAAGGAGCUCCUCUCCCAGAACCCCACCCCGCCCGUCGGUCUGAUCUUGACCGAGCGCCUGAUCAACAUGCCCGCCCAGGUUAUCCCGCCCAUGUAUAACAUGCUGUUGGAGGAGAUUUCUUGGGCCAUCCAGGACAACGAGCCCUACAACUUUUCACACUACCUCAUCGUCUCGAAGAACUACCAGGAGAUCGAGUCGAAGCUCGACCUCGAAGAAUCCCGGCCGCAGAAGAAAAAGAAGAAGGCCGGCGAAGCUUCUCAGCGCUUCUUCUUCCACCCGGAAGACGAGGUUCUGGAGCGGCAUGCGCUGUGCUCGGGCAGCAUUGAGUAUACGCACAAGCAGGACGAGGGCCACUCGGACUCGAAGCGUGCGUUCCAGGAGCUCGGUAUCCGCACCAGCGGCAGCUUGACCCUGAUCGAGGGGGCCAAGUUCGAGGGUGCUGUUAAGGCAAUCACGGAGUACUUGUCUUGA
This is a messenger RNA of Penicillium macrosclerotiorum, 858 nucleotides long. RefSeq names its product protein-transporting protein BCP1. NCBI's taxonomy places the organism in Eukaryota, Fungi, Ascomycota, Eurotiomycetes, Eurotiales, Aspergillaceae. The transcript is spliced from 2 exons. Bases 1 to 858 code for a protein of 285 amino acids. The record is from RefSeq and is a predicted model, not a curated record. Gene Ontology annotation, cellular component: nucleus.